Adelges cooleyi (spruce gall adelgid) is the source of this 1416-nucleotide messenger RNA. It is a transcript of the gene Art1, whose product is annotated as protein arginine N-methyltransferase 1. Gene Ontology annotation, biological process: peptidyl-arginine methylation. NCBI's taxonomy places the organism in Eukaryota, Metazoa, Arthropoda, Insecta, Hemiptera, Adelgidae. The transcript is spliced from 6 exons. Bases 175 to 1305 code for a protein of 376 amino acids. Gene Ontology annotation, molecular function: protein-arginine N-methyltransferase activity. The record is from RefSeq and is a predicted model, not a curated record. Gene Ontology annotation, cellular component: nucleus.
AUAACAAAAAAAAAAAACGAUACUUUAUUGGCAUCAACGGCGAAUGCGGUAUAUUUUCGGGUUUUCUAAUUGAUGAGUUUGUUAGCAUUUCUCUGUUAAUUACGGUUAUUAAUGUACUCAGUUUGAUACUACCUGUAUAUAUAUAUAUAUUCUCACAUUUAGCGAAUUUUUAAAAUGUCAAGCGUUCCAACACCCGUAGAAAAUAAUAUCGAUAUCAAAACUGAUCCAAUGGAAGUUAUAAUGGACAACAACAUGGGGGACGACAUCGCUAAAAAACCAACAGUUCCAAAUGUUUCUAAUGGAAAUGUAACUGCUGGUGACAUGACGUCAAUGGACUAUUAUUUCGACUCUUAUGCUCAUUUUGGUAUACAUGAAGAAAUGCUUAAGGAUGAAGUUCGAACCCUCACUUACAGAAACUCUAUGUAUUAUAACAAACAUUUAUUCAAGGAUAAAAUCGUACUAGACAUAGGUUGCGGUACAGGAAUCUUAUCUAUGUUCGCUGCUAAAGCCGGAGCAGCUCGAGUAUUCGGUGUAGAAUGUUCGAAUAUAGUUGAAUAUGCAAAACAAAUUGUUUCCGAUAACAAUAUGGGUCACAUUGUUACAAUAAUAAAAGGAAAAGUUGAAGAAAUAGACCUACCUGAUGGCCUUACCCAUGUAGAUAUAAUUAUUUCAGAAUGGAUGGGCUAUUGUCUGUUUUAUGAAUCUAUGUUGGAUACAGUAUUAUAUGCCAGAGACAAGUGGCUGAAAGAAGAUGGUAUGCUUUUCCCUGACCGUGCAAACUUGUUCAUAACUGGUAUUGAAGACAGGCAAUACAAAGACGACAAGAUUAAUUGGUGGGAGAAUGUGUAUGGGUUCAACAUGAGUGCCAUACGCAAUGUUGCGAUAAGUGAGCCGUUGGUAGACUGUGUAGAACCAAAACAGGUAGUUACAAACUCAAGUCUAUUAAAAGAAGUUGAUUUGUAUACAGUUAAGAAAGAAGACUUGACAUUCACUGCUCCUUUCAAUCUUCAAGUACGUCGCCAAGAUUAUAUACACGCGUUUGUGACGUACUUUACAAUAGAGUUUACCAAGUGCCAUAAGCGUAUUGGUUUUUCAACUGCACCCGAAGCACCGUACACGCACUGGAAACAAACCGUUUUUUACUUAGACAACUAUUUAACAGUAAAAAGGAACGACGAAGUUUUUGGCACGUUCUCCAUGUCUCCAAAUGAACGCAACACACGAGAUCUGGACUUUGUAAUUGAUGUUGAAUUCAAAAACGAAGUCAACAACGUCUCCGAAUCUAAUAAAUAUCGUAUGCGUUAAACAUUUACACAAACAUUCACUAUUUUUUUUCUAAAUUUUUAAUUUAAGUAACAAUCAAAUAUGAUGAUAAAAAAUGUAUAUGUUUAUUGAGGAACAAAAACACAUACUUUA